AUGUCUCAUUGCUGUUUUUUUGAUUUAUUACCUGCAGAAUUAUUAUAUAUUUUAUUUAAUUAUUUUUCUGGACAUGAAAUUCUAAUAAGUUUCUAUGGUCUUAGUGGUUAUAUGAAUGCUAUUUUACGAUCUUAUUCUUCUUACAAACUUAAUUUUAAAUCAAUAUCAAGAUUUAAUUUUGAUCUUAUUUGUCGUAAUAUUCGAUCUGAACAAAUUAUUUCAUUAAUAUUAUGUGAUAGUGAUGAUACAUCUGGUCAAUCAGAAUUAUUUUUUUCUUAUUUUCAAAUUGAACAAUUUAUUCGACUUCAAUCACUUACUUUAAUUGAAAUUGAAUUUAAAUCAUUAGAAUUUAUUUUUUACAAUUUAUCAAAACUUAAACAAUUACGUUCAUUUUCAUUUGAUGCUUCUACAAUUAGACAUACAUAUGGACCAAUGAAUCUUAAUUUUGGAAAUAAACUUCAACAGAUAAAUUCAAUAUUAAUUCAUACUUAUGUUCAAAUAUUACCUCAAUUAAAGUUUUUAUAUUUAAAUGGUGGUUGGGUAUUAGAUUCGAUACCACUUUCGAAUCUUCAAUAUUAA
Messenger RNA from Rotaria sordida, 579 nucleotides. Lineage: Eukaryota; Metazoa; Rotifera; Eurotatoria; Philodinida; Philodinidae. The record is from the annotation of a GenBank genome assembly.